Molecule: messenger RNA, 375 nt
Organism: Echinops telfairi (small Madagascar hedgehog)
Lineage: Eukaryota; Metazoa; Chordata; Mammalia; Afrosoricida; Tenrecidae
Product: interferon-induced transmembrane protein 1-like
Exons: 1
Coding region: 1-375 (124 amino acids)
Biological process (GO): response to interferon-alpha; host-mediated suppression of symbiont invasion; negative regulation of viral genome replication
Cellular component (GO): plasma membrane
Source: RefSeq, a predicted model, not a curated record
AUGGUCGAGGAAGAGCACAAAGUGGCCGUGCUGCGGCCCCCUUACGCCGCCCCCAUGCAGUCCGCCGUGAUCAACAUCUGCAGCGGUGACACCUCCGUGCCUGACCACAUCAUCUGGUCCCUCUUCAACACGCUCUUCCUCAACUGGUGCUGCCUGGGCUUCAUGGCCUACGCCUACUCGGUGAAGUCUAGGGACCGGAAGAUGGUGGGUGACAUGAUUGGGGCCCAGAGCUACGGGUCCACUGCCAGGUGCCUGAACAUCUGUGCCCUGGUCGUCGGCCUCUUUCUGACCAUCGGGCUCAUCGUUCUUAUCGCCACGGGCACAGUGAUGAGCUCACACGCCCUGUCACAGAUGAUGAGACGUAAUGGCAACUAG